UAUCACCACACAAUCUAAAGAUAGUGUUGGAGUGUAUAUAUAUACACGCUCUUUCUAACUACCCAUUUCGAAUUUAGAGCAAGAAUUCGAAACAAAAUUCAAACUUUCUUUUGUUGUGAUGGGUUCGAAUGAUUCACUCUGAUACGUAGAAUCUCUUAUCGGAACUGUUGAUUAGAGAUUGAUACGUCGACUGAAUCUUUGUAAUAUCGACCUUGAGUGAUAAUUCUUGCAGUGAUGGAUAGAUUCUCUGGUGGUGGUAUGCAUGGUAUGAGAGGCGAGAGAACUCCGUUGCUUAAUAGGAAUGGUUUGAUGAGAAACGAUCCAUUGGCAAAUGGUGAGCAGAAUGAUCUUGAGCUUGGAGAUGCAGUACCGGCUGCAAAUGUGAGUUUUUUCAGAGUACUCUCUCUGGCAAAACCAGAGGCAGGAAGAUUGAUCAUUGGUACUAUAGCUUUGUUGAUUGCAUCCACAUCAAGUAUCCUGAUUCCAAGAUUUGGUGGGACAAUAAUUGAUAUUGUUUCAGGAGAUCUCCAAACACCUGAACAAAAAAGUGAAGCAGUAAGCUUAGUCAACAGAACCAUACUAGGAAUCCUUCUUAUUGUCAUAAUUGGUUCAGUCUGCACAGCAUGUCGUGCAUGGUUAUUUUCUUCUGCAAGUGAAAGAAUCGUUGCUGCAUUAAGAAAGAAUCUUUUCACCCACCUUAUUAAUCAAGAAAUAGCUUUCUUUGAUGUUACAAGAACAGGGGAACUUCUUAGUAGACUUUCUGAGGAUACCCAAAUCAUUAAAAAUGCUGCAACUUCAAAUGUUUCUGAAAUUUUAAGGAAUCUUUCCACUGCAUUUAUUGGUAUUGGGUUCAUGUUCACCACAUCAUGGAAGCUAACAUUAUUGGCUUUGGUUGUUGUUCCUCUCAUUUCAAUUGCUGUUCGCCAAGUUGGACGUUAUCUUCGUGAAGUUUCCCACAAAACUCAAGCUGCUGCAGCUGUUGCUUCCUCAAUUGCUGAGGAAUCUUUUGGUGCUGUACGCACUGUGAGAUCUUUUGCACAAGAAAGUUUUGAGAUUUCACGUUACUCUGAGAAAGUUGAUGAGACAUUAAAACUUGGACUUCAGUAUGCUAAAGUAGUAGGUCUGUUUUUUGGAGGACUGAAUGCAGCAUCAACAUUAUCAGUUAUCAUAGUAGUGAUAUAUGGAGCUCAUUUAACAAUAGCAGGUUCUAUGAGUCCAGGAGCUCUUACUUCCUUCAUUCUUUAUAGCCUCACAGUUGGAUCAUCUGUGUCUGGGUUGUCUAGUAUUUACACAGUGGCAAUGAAAGCUGCUGGAGCAAGUAGGAGAGUUUUUCAGCUUCUGGAUCGAGUUUCUUCAAUGCCUGAAUCUGGAAAGAAGUGUCCUAUGGGUGAUGGAGAUGCAGAAGUGGAGUUGGAUGAUGUUUGGUUUUCUUAUCCUUCUCGUCCACGUCAUAUGGUGCUUGAGGGUAUAAAUUUGAAACUUCACCCUGGUUCAAAAGUUGCACUUGUUGGUCCUAGUGGUGGUGGAAAGACCACCAUAGCGAAUUUGAUUGAAAGAUUUUAUGAUCCUGUGAAAGGAAGGGUUUUGAUUAAUGGGGUUCCUCUAGUAGACAUAUCACAUGAACAUCUACACAAAAGGAUAAGUAUAGUGAGUCAGGAACCUACACUCUUCAAUUGUUCAAUUGAAGAGAACAUUGCUUAUGGACUUAAUGGAAAAGCAAGUGAGGAAGAAGUGGAAAAAGCAGCUAAAAUGGCAAACGCGCAUGAAUUUAUAUCGAAAUUCCCUGAAAAAUAUAAAACUUUUGUUGGAGAAAGAGGAGUGAGACUUUCGGGAGGUCAAAAACAAAGAGUAGCCAUAGCAAGAGCUCUAUUGAUGAACCCUAAAAUCCUUCUUUUAGAUGAAGCCACUAGUGCUUUGGAUGCAGAAAGCGAGUACUUGGUUCAGGAUGCGAUGGAAUCUUUAAUGAAGGGAAGGACGGUGUUGGUGAUAGCGCAUAGGCUUUCGACAGUACAAAGUGCGGACACGGUUGCGGUUGUAUCGGAUGGAAAGAUAGUUGAACAAGGGACUCAUGAUGAUCUUUUAACCAAAGAUGGUAUUUAUACCGCGUUAGUGAAGAGGCAAUUACAAGGGGCUAAAGUCGAAGUCAAGCUAUAAAUGCUUGAUAAAUAUUGAGUUUUAAUUCGGGUAAUCGGAUAAGUAUUGGUAUAGGAACUUAUGUUUAAUCAAGAAACCAUAAUAUUGAAGUUGAGAUUUUUUUUUUCCAUAUAUGCAAGUGAUUAUAUGAAUGUGCAU
Lactuca virosa is the source of this 2292-nucleotide messenger RNA. NCBI's taxonomy places the organism in Eukaryota, Viridiplantae, Streptophyta, Magnoliopsida, Asterales, Asteraceae. The record is from the annotation of a GenBank genome assembly.